AUGGUCCAGGAACUCCCAGCCUUGCUCGUCGCGCGUCAGCUGGUUGCCUGACAUGUACAGCGACUGUGGGCAGAGCAUGCCGAUGACUCACUGCUCCUUUGUAUAUUUAUGCUAUUGUUUUCAUCCGACACCUCGCUGUCCGACAACAUCAACUGCAAUAAACAUAAGAUGGAGAGAUUUCUGCACCAUGGCAGGUUUUAUGUUGCCUCUGUAUAUGCUCCAAUUUCCUUCCCUCCACUUCCUCUAAUAGUUUUGAAGAACAGAGAUGGCGAGCAACCUGCCAUUGUAGCUGUAGGUUCGCUAAAAAGUAUGGAUCCAGAUCGGAUCAUUCUGAAGAAAAUUGUUCUGACCAUGUAAGCUUGGGUGCAUCCAUC
Messenger RNA from Zea mays, 374 nucleotides. Its product is annotated as pre-rRNA-processing protein TSR1 homolog. Gene Ontology annotation, cellular component: preribosome, small subunit precursor. Gene Ontology annotation, biological process: ribosome biogenesis; endonucleolytic cleavage of tricistronic rRNA transcript (SSU-rRNA, 5.8S rRNA, LSU-rRNA); maturation of SSU-rRNA from tricistronic rRNA transcript (SSU-rRNA, 5.8S rRNA, LSU-rRNA). NCBI's taxonomy places the organism in Eukaryota, Viridiplantae, Streptophyta, Magnoliopsida, Poales, Poaceae. Gene Ontology annotation, molecular function: U3 snoRNA binding; GTP binding; GTPase activity. The record is from RefSeq and is a predicted model, not a curated record.